AUGAUAGAAACAUCACAAGUCAAUAAUAACACUCCCACAAAUGUGACACAAACAUCAUCCACAAGACAUCAUCAACCAUUACGGUCAUCAUGCUCACAACAUUCCGAUACACAUCAUUUAGAUUCUCAUAUGAAUACAAUGGUCAAUCAUCACAUCCUUCCUCAUCAUCAUCAGAAUGGAGAAGAGCAAUGUUUGACCACAUCAGAAGCAGCAGCAUUGUAUGGAAGUGGUAGUAGUAGUUGCACCACCACCACAACCACCACCACCAUCACGACAUGGAUGUGUAAAGAAGAACAAAGAAUGAGAAUUCAUGCCAUUGCAGAAUUUGUUGCUGGAGCAUUUGGAGGAUUGGCUGGAAUUUGUGUGGGUUAUCCAUUAGAUACUAUCAAGACAAGAAUGCAAAUAUUUCAAGAGAAUCAUCAUCAAUUCAAUGAAACAUUUAAAACAAAAUGGGAUUAUUUUAGAGGUCUUUAUAGAGGUUUAACAAGUCCACUCAUUGGAGAACUUGCAAGUAAUUUUGUAUUGUUUGGAUCUUUUGGAAUUUGUAAAGAUUGGAUUUCAAAAUAUUCAUUGAAAGAGAAUUCAAGAGAUGAAUACAGUGCAAUGAAAGAAUAUGCUGCCAUAUUUGCAUCAGGUGCAUUCUCUGGUUUGGCCAUUAGUUUUGUGGUUGGGCCAACUGAAAUGAUUAAAAUCCAAAUGCAGACUAAAAAUGGAAGUGAACAUCAAACCAUUAUGAAAUGCGUUCGUGAAUUGUGGAAAACAAGAGGAUUCUUUCAUGGCUAUAUUUCUUGUUUGAGCCAUCAAUUGACUUUUUAUUCUUCCUAUUUUCUCAUUUAUGAAUUGAGUAAGAGACAAUUUGCAAAUUAUUAUACUCGUCAAAGUCGUAGGGGUUUGAGUGGAACAUUAAGUUGGGCAUUGGUGUAUCCUACAGACUCGAUUCAAUCGAUUGUGAGAUAUGAUCGAAACAUGAACAUGAGAAAGGUAUUUAAAAAGUAUACAUUGAGGGAUUUGUAUAGAGGGUUUCAGCCCACUGUGAUUCGUGCAUUUCCUGUGAAUGCCGUUACCUUUUAUGCUUAUGAAUUGGCUUACAAAAUGAUAGCGUAUUUGCAUCAUGAAUAA
This is a messenger RNA of Naegleria lovaniensis, 1119 nucleotides long. RefSeq lists its product as uncharacterized. The transcript has 4 exons. The record is from RefSeq and is a predicted model, not a curated record. Gene Ontology annotation, biological process: transport. Gene Ontology annotation, molecular function: transmembrane transporter activity. NCBI's taxonomy places the organism in Eukaryota, Heterolobosea, Eutetramitea, Acrasida, Naegleriidae. The coding region runs from base 1 to 1119 and encodes 372 amino acids.